Messenger RNA from Besnoitia besnoiti, 1416 nucleotides. RefSeq lists its product as uncharacterized. The record is from RefSeq and is a predicted model, not a curated record. The transcript is spliced from 5 exons. Lineage: Eukaryota; Apicomplexa; Conoidasida; Eucoccidiorida; Sarcocystidae. Bases 1 to 1416 code for a protein of 471 amino acids.
AUGACUUCGUCGGCUUUAUCUCCUUCCUCCUCCGGUUUUUGGACAGUUUCGGCGUCAGGCUCCCGCGCAGCUCCCUCGACAACUUCGGGUGUACUUACACCGCAACCUGGGAGCAACACCGGCGGGUCGUUGGCGCAUUCGUCCUCUGCUUCUUUCUCCGUUUCUUCUUCUCUGGCCUCUUCUGCCUUUCCUCCGCCGCGGGCCUCGACGUCCGCAGAAGGCUCGAGCGUCCUGCUUUCCGCAUCUCCCUCUGUUUCGUCGUUCUCUUCGUCUUCUUCUUCCUCCUCGCCCACGUCUUCGCUCUCGCAUGGCUCACUCCUCCUCAGCACCUCGCCGUCCGAGUCCGUCCCUGCGGCGCGGGCGUCUUCGCAAUCGCCUGAGGAGCAGCAGCCGCUUCUUUCGCCGCGGCUCAAGACUGUCAGUGACCCCACCUACUGUCUCCUGUCUCCGUCGCAAUCGCGCGGCAUGGGGGGGGAAGCCGGGCUGGGGCGCCUGCCACCUCGCGGGUUCGCCGACCUGCUUCCCGUGCCUACUGGGCCGGAGGAUGAGGCCCGCGCGGCUCUCUUGCUCCAAGAAGGAGGCGAAGACGCGCGAAAAACCGCGGAAGCUCUGUUCAGCGCCGGCAGCGCGGGCUUCCCUGAGCGAGACCGAGAAGGCGAUGCAAUUAAGCGCCUCUUCAAGGGGCUCCGCGAAGUCUCACACGAAACCAGCAACGCCAAAAUCAUCCUCUGGUUUACCUUCUUCUUCGCCCUCGCUGCCGCACUCGUACCCAUGCUCCUUAGCUGCUUAAAGGGCACGGGAAUCCGUCAUCCGCAUUACCAGUUUCUCUUGGCUGCAGUGGGCGGCGAGGCGUUCCUCGCGUACGCUCUGCCGGCGGCCAUUGUCCUCUGGAAUCUCCACGGAAACGACGACGAGGAAGCAAACAGCGCGAGAGCGUUCUCACGGGACCGACGCGCCUUCUUCCUGGUAAAUGUCUCUCGAAUUAUGUUGGCGGUUUUCCUCCUCAUCGUCGCCGCCUUUAGCCUGCACUCGCACCAGCAAGAAGCGGAAGGCCGUGUCGAUUUCCGCACGGUGAAGAAAACCAUUCUCAUCGUCGCCAUCUGCCAGCUCGCCAGCGCCUUCGUCUUCGCAGUUCUCGCCGUCUACGCGUGGCUCGCGGCGCGGCUCAUCGCGAGCAAAGCAAUGCAAGCGAGUGCGGUGACCGCGUGCGCCGAGGUUGUUGUCAGCCUCACGAACGGCUGGACGCAUUUCUACGAUUGCAUUGCCGUCGCUAAAGCCGAUUCGAUCGUCGGUAUUGCGCAAGAGCGGGUGAAGUUCGUGGAGUACGUCGGUAUCUCGAUGGCGGGCGUCCUGUUCAUCCUCGCUGCAGUCGAUCUCUUCAGCCUCACGAGGCUUCGCAAAGCUCCUUUGGCGUGA